UGCGUCGAAGAGCAGUUUUCUUCUAACAUUCGAGGUGUGAGCUUAUUGUGAAAAAUGUUGCCAGUUCUCAAACAGACAUGGACAGUAUCAGCAGUUCUGUUAAACAUGUUCGCGCAAGGCAUGCUGCUGAGUUACACCAGUAGUCUGCUGCCGGCCCUGCGAGCUCCAGACUCCGAUAUUCAAAUAGAUCUCAACACUGCUUCAUGGUUGGCUUCGUGCGUCGGAAUAGCUGGAAUACCAGGUUUCUUUAUAUCUGCAUUUCUGAUGAAUUGGAGAGGACGGAAACAGGCACAUGCUAUUGUGUUAAUACCUGGCCUUAUAGGAUGGCUGAUCUUAUAUUUUGCUAACGAUGUGACAACAUUAGCGGUCGGCAGAGUUCUGGGUGGAUUCACUGCAGGUGCGACUGUUUCUUUAGGAGCUGUAGUUAUAGGGGAAUACACUUCACCUAACAAUAGAGGAACUUUCUUGAAUUUAAAAACUGCCAGCGUCUGCUUAGGUGGUUUGGUUAUGCAUAUUUUAGGAACGUUUUAUCAUUGGAGAAUUGUAGCACUUAUGACCAUGGUCCCGUAUUCCAUUUCGUUGGCUAUAAUUUGCACUUGGCCUGAAAGUCCAGCUUGGUUGGCAUCAAAAAAGAAAUACGAAAGCAGUGAAAAGGCGUUCAAAUGGCUGAGGGGAAACAGCGAAGAAUCACGAAAAGAAUUACACGAACUAAUACAAGCCCAGAAAGAGAAGCCAGUGACUACUAAAAAGAUGACAGUGAAAAGCCAAUUAAUACAAGUCUUGUUAAAAUUUACAAAGAGCGACUUCAUUAAACCGUUGAAAAUAAUAAUCGUUAGUGGAAUUUUGAUCGAAGCUUGUGGUCGUCAUAUUUUUCCGGCGUACGCGUCACAGAUCAUUUCAGAAGUGACCGGCGAUACAUCUCAAUCGUUCUAUUAUACUCUGGGUAUUGAUAUAAUUAUAACAGGCAGCGCUACUUUUUCAUCUGUCCUCGUUAAAAUCUACAAACGUCGUACACUAUUAUUUACAUCUGGUUUUUCCGCUCUAUUCGUAUUAUUUUCCGUUUGUGCGUAUCUCUAUCUUGAAUCAAAGAACGUAAUAUCGAGUGGUAAUUCUAUAAUUCCUGUAGUUUUGUUUGUGAUAUAUUUUGUGUCGGUUAAUUUAGGUUGUACAGCUAUACCUUUAGCUUUGUGUGGUGAGGUUUGGCCCCUUGCACACAGGGACGCGGGCACAGCUAUUUCAGGUCUAGUAUUAUCCCUUGCAGUCCUUAUUGGAUUGCAAGUUACACCGCAUUUGUUAGAAAGUAUUAAAGUUUAUGGGACAUUCGCUGUUUUCGGAUCAGUAAUGGGUUUAGCUUUAGUAAUCUUGUAUUUUAUUUUACCAGAGACAAAAGAUAGAACAUUGCAAGAGAUUGAGGAAUACUUUAUCUAUGGUAGAUACAGAGAUGAACAUAAAACAAAAGAAGAGGCUAAAAUGAACGUGGCCAGUGAGAAAUUGUUGAAGUUCUCUCACACCGAUAAACUCAAAAUGAAUGACUGCGAUGUAGAAUCAAAAAUGUAAAUUAUAGAUCUUAAAAGCUAUCGGAACCGGAAACGAGUGAGCAGAAGUCAAACUAAAUUAUGACAGCUCACUAGCGCCCCCUGUCAACG
Papilio machaon (common yellow swallowtail) is the source of this 1646-nucleotide messenger RNA. Its product is annotated as facilitated trehalose transporter Tret1. Gene Ontology annotation, molecular function: transmembrane transporter activity. The transcript is spliced from 3 exons. Lineage: Eukaryota; Metazoa; Arthropoda; Insecta; Lepidoptera; Papilionidae. Gene Ontology annotation, cellular component: membrane. The coding region runs from base 55 to 1557 and encodes 500 amino acids. The record is from RefSeq and is a predicted model, not a curated record. Gene Ontology annotation, biological process: transmembrane transport.